AUGUCUUCGCAACCCCUCCAGAUCAUAUCCACGCUGCGCUACGAUCCGUCUCUACCAACGGUAGUUCGACAACGACUUGGCAAUGCCCAUACCUACCCUGACCCGCUGCUCACCCCAUACUACCUCCUCCCAUACCACCAAGACCGUCUCCGCAGCGCCGCGCGCUAUUUCAACUGGGACAAUGCGUCGAGGUUUCUCGAGCAAGACCUCACCCAAUUCGCCCAAUACCUUGACAGCUUCAUACCUCAGAAGGGGAAGUGCUGGCGUGUUCGGAUAGUCGUGGACCAGAGCGGAGGCUGCAAGGUCGAGUCCGUUGCUGAGCCACGCAUCGAAUUGGAGAACUUCCUCGUCCCCUUCAUUAUCAGCCCAGCCUCUACACCAUGGCGGGUGUUCGUCGACAUCGCCUACACGACGCCGUCGGGACUCACUACCCACAAAACAACCGCAAGGGAGGAUUACACAGCUGCACGAGGUCGGGCCGGAAUCGCGACACCCCAGGAUAACGCCGAGGUCCUACUAGUCAAUCCGCGAGGCGAGAUCAUGGAGGGCAGCAUCACCACCCCGUAUUUCCGGCGGCGAGACCAUGCAAGACGAGACGGCCCUGCAUGGAUUACACCGCCGCUAUCAAGUGGUGGUAAUGCAGGCACGACCAGGCGUUAUGCCCUAGUCCAAGGCUUUUGCACCGAGGAAGUCAUUACUAUUCGAGAUCUCAUCGAUGGCGAGUUUUGCUUGUUAAGCAAUGGGGUCCGAGGGUUCCUUCUUGGGAAGAUCAUCCUCAAACCAGAGGUUUAA
This is a messenger RNA of Aspergillus mulundensis, 792 nucleotides long. RefSeq lists its product as uncharacterized. Gene Ontology annotation, molecular function: catalytic activity. Bases 1 to 792 code for a protein of 263 amino acids. The record is from RefSeq and is a predicted model, not a curated record. The transcript has a single exon. NCBI's taxonomy places the organism in Eukaryota, Fungi, Ascomycota, Eurotiomycetes, Eurotiales, Aspergillaceae.